Molecule: messenger RNA, 1582 nt
Organism: Setaria italica (foxtail millet)
Lineage: Eukaryota; Viridiplantae; Streptophyta; Magnoliopsida; Poales; Poaceae
Product: sorbitol dehydrogenase
Exons: 3
Coding region: 265-1365 (366 amino acids)
Molecular function (GO): zinc ion binding; oxidoreductase activity, acting on the CH-OH group of donors, NAD or NADP as acceptor
Source: RefSeq, a predicted model, not a curated record
ACGCGCCCUUGGCUGUCCCUUUCCACGCCGCUCUCAACAACAGAUAAGCAUGGCACCUCAGACCGCGGCGUGGACGCUUCUGGCUUCGAGAUGCCGUCCGCGCCUGCGUCGGCAUCGGCGCCGGCGUCACGCCCCCGCUAUAAAUUCGUCACACCGCCCCACCUGCUCCUCUCACUCAUUCACUGCUCUGAGUACAGUGCCUGUCAGUCAGUAGGUGAGUGAGGUCAGUGAGCGAGGGGCAGGGGAAGGAAGGGGGAGAAGGAGAUGGGGAAGGGAUGUCAAGGGAGCGGCGUGGCGGCGGCCGGCGAGGUGGAGGAGAACAUGGCGGCGUGGCUGGUCGCCAAGAACACCCUCAAGAUCAUGCCCUUCAAGCUUCCGCCCCUCGGCCCCCAUGAUGUCCGUGUGCGCAUGAAGGCAGUGGGGAUCUGCGGCAGCGACGUGCACUACCUCAGGGAGAUGCGCAUCGCGCACUUCGUGGUGAAGGAGCCGAUGGUGAUCGGGCACGAGUGCGCGGGCGUGAUCGAGGAGGUUGGCGCCGGCGUGAAGCACCUGUCCGCCGGCGACCGCGUGGCGCUGGAGCCCGGCGUGAGCUGCUGGCGGUGCCGCCACUGCCGCGGCGGUCGCUACAACCUGUGCGAGGACAUGAAGUUCUUCGCCACCCCUCCCGUGCACGGCUCGCUGGCGCACCAGAUCGUGCACCCGGCGGACCUGUGCUUCAAGCUCCCCGACAACGUGUCCCUGGAGGAAGGCGCCAUGUGCGAGCCCCUCAGCGUGGGCGUCCACGCGUGCCGCCGCGCCGGUGUCGGGCCGGAGACGGCGGUGCUCGUGAUGGGCGCGGGGCCCAUCGGCCUCGUCGCGCUCCUUGCCGCGCGGGCCUUCGGCGCGCCCCGCGUGGCGAUCGUGGACGUGGACGAGCACCGGCUCUCCGUGGCGCGGUCCCUCGGCGCGGACGCGGCGGUGCGGGUGUCGCCGAGGCCGGACGACGUGGGGGAGGAGGUGGAGCGGAUCCGGGCGGCGCUGGGCGGCGCGGAGAUCGACGUGACCCUGGACUGCGCCGGGUUCAGCAAGACGGUGGCGACGGCGCUGGGGGCGACGCGCCCCGGGGGGAAGGUGUGCCUGGUGGGGAUGGGGCACAACGAGAUGACGGUGCCCCUGACGUCGGCGGCGAUCCGGGAGGUGGACGUGGUGGGCGUGUUCCGGUACAAGGACACCUGGCCGCUCUGCAUCGAGUUCCUCCGCAGCGGCAAGGUGGACGUGAAGCCGCUCAUCACCCACCGCUUCGGGUUCUCGCAGCGGGAGGUCGAGGAGGCGUUCGAGGUCAGCGCGCGCGGCCGCGACGCCAUCAAGGUCAUGUUCAACCUCUAGGCCGCCGCCGCCCGCGGCUGCGCGCUUCCGGGAAUAAAAUAAAGUACUUUAUCGGUGGCGAGUAUAUGCCAUGGCGUUGGAUUGGAUUGGAAUUACCAUCCGUGGCUUUGUUGCGUCUUUCGCUGUGGCUUGUUGUUUGUUGCUGUCUGGUCUGACUGAGGGCUUUCGAAUGAACUGGAAUGGGCUGGUCUUUUGGCACCGACUCAAGCCUUGGAAA